AAUGGAUUUUUGAAGUUAAACUUCAACAUUUUGCGGAUCACUAAUUAGGUGAAGGUGACAAAUAUCUAGGUUCAGCAUGAAUAUAUACUUAUAAUUACAAUCAAUCACUCAACAAUGAUUAGUUGCAUUAUUAUCUCCCAUUAUGAUCCGCAGUUAUGUUGCUGCAAACCAUGGAUAAUUAUAGUUUUUAGUAUAAAAACAGACUCUCCUAGCUUAGAGUCGUUUAAUUUGCAUUAGGCGGUUUCAAAGUUAAGUAAGAAAUUCUUUUUUCUGGUGGUCAGCUUCUUAGCAGAAAUGUAUUCUCGGCGAACUAGCAGAUUUUCAUUGGUUCUGUUUCCGUGGUUGCUCGUGAUUUCUCAGGCAAAACUUGAUCCUCAAAAGGUCCGAGACUAUACUAAUAACUUUACUAAGUCAUGUCAGCCAGAAUCAACCCAUUUUGGUGACGUUCACGCUAUGCUACAAAAAACCGAUCCAUCCAGAGAUGAAAAGUGUUUCAUCACCUGUACCUUGAUGGAAUUGGGGCUGUUAUCUGAAAGUGGUGAGUUCCAAAAGAAAGGGUUCAUCAAAGUGAACAAAGACAUCCAGAAGUUCGAUGACAAUCCUGAACAAUUGAAAAACAUUGACGAACCUAUCAUAGAUAAGUGUGGUGAUAUACACAGUCCAGAAAAAUGCCAUAAGGGAUUUGCUAUAGCUGAGUGCGGCUUUCGCGUUUAUGCUGAGAUUCAUGGAUGAGUAUUGCAUGUGAACUUCACUGAUGAGAUGUUUGUGACAUAUUUACAUAAAUAUACAUAUUUAUAUAUUUUCUGCAACUCA
Molecule: messenger RNA, 813 nt
Organism: Hermetia illucens (black soldier fly)
Lineage: Eukaryota; Metazoa; Arthropoda; Insecta; Diptera; Stratiomyidae
Exons: 5
Coding region: 295-732 (145 amino acids)
Molecular function (GO): odorant binding
Source: RefSeq, a predicted model, not a curated record